Messenger RNA from Topomyia yanbarensis, 3778 nucleotides. Its product is annotated as mucin-4-like. Gene Ontology annotation, molecular function: chitin binding. The annotation marks the transcript as partial. The transcript has 2 exons. Gene Ontology annotation, cellular component: extracellular region. Lineage: Eukaryota; Metazoa; Arthropoda; Insecta; Diptera; Culicidae. The record is from RefSeq and is a predicted model, not a curated record.
AUGACUAUAGCUUUAAGCGGUCUUCCUCCGGAAUGUGCUUUUCUGUACAUCGAUGAUAUUAUUGUCAUUGGAUGUUCUAUUGACCACCAUUUGAAAAAUUUAGAAAGAGUGUUCACCAAACUCCAACAAUUUAAUCUCAAGCUAAAUCCUGCUAAAUGUCAUUUCUUCUGUGCAGAUGUUACUUAUUUAGGACAUCAUAUAUCCGCCGAAGGAAUUCAACCUGACAAGGAAAAAUUCUCCGUGAUUGAAAAAUAUCCGGUACCCCAAAAUGCGGACGAAGUCUUCCACAUAUGUGAUGAGGGCAAAAAAAUAUCAUUCCUGUGUCCCAACGGUACCAUAUUUCGACAGUUGGAUCUGAUUUGUGAUUGGUGGUUCAAAGUUGAUUGUGCAGCAGCACCCAAUCACUACGCCGAAAGUUCAGAGAUGCUUACUCAAGCUCAGCGGGCUAGGAUUCAGAGUAGACAUCCCAUCCCACAACCCAUAACAUCACCAGAGCAUCUUUCACUUAACAUACAACGCAAACACGCUUUUCUCAAUAAACAAUUGGGAACUAAUUUAAACGCACUCGAAUUCAAUCGUCGCAUGGACACCAUCGUGGAACAAUCAGAUGAAAGUAUCGACUUUGAGGACAUUUCUUUAAAACGAAAUAAUGUUAGAAAUAACGAAAGCUCUAGAAAUAUUAAAACAAACUCAGAGGAAAUCCAAGCAACAGAUGAAACGGUUGCGUUUGCACGUAGUGGUAAGAAACUAAAUGGGUACAACUAUCCAUUGCCAGAGAAAAAUUUGGAUAACUUGAACUAUAAAUCUGACGCUAAUAGUUAUGACAGACCUGCAAAAUUUAUUAAUAGAAACGAAAAGGAAUUAUAUCGAACUGCAAAAGUUCUAGAUAAUAGCGGGGGUAUUGGUUUUAAAAAUUCCUUUAAUUUUGAUGCUAAACCGUUUAUCACUAGAGCUACUGAAAUUCCGAUGACAUCUACUACAACUAGGCAGCAAACGAUAAGAGCAACAACGUCUUCCUCAGUCAACCGCGGGAGUACGACGCAUCAAACUAGUACACUAAAUCAGAAAACUGAUCGCAAACCGGCAUUCAAUAUUGAAUUGCGUAAUUCUCAGCCACAUCCCAGUUCUAAUUCAGAGAAUUCGAAUUUCCCCGCCUACACAACGGCGAGAAAGCUAAGUACAAAGGCAAAGGACAAGCCAUUCUACACCCCCACUAUUCCAGCUGUAACCAAUAAAGUAGUUACAGAAAAUACCACUCCUAGUAUACAAGCAUCGCCUACUGUUUCAGGGGCUGUGGAACAUGCUUUAAAAAUGAUGAAAACAUUACAAGAUCUCGAGAUAUCAGAAAUUGUAUUGGAAAAUCGACCUGGAGUGGACGUGCCUCCUUCAUCGGGACCCAAUGCAUUGCACUCAUUAGCCCUAUAUUUUGCAAACGAUUCAGGAAGAGAUGUAACAACAAUAACAACCACAACAACAAUUAGCCCAAUAACAACGGGUACACGAACGGAAGGCCUUGAACCAAAGGACAAUCAGCAUUCUAUAAGCCCUUCAUUACUCAGCAAAAAAACGAUCGAUAAAUACCAACAACUAUUCGAUUCAAAGGAUUCUGGUCCUACUACAGAAUCUUUGAGGUUUCAGACACGUAUUGAAGAUGAAUCAGGAAACGAUCUUGAUGGACAAUUUUCAAGACACCCUAUAUUCGGCUCUUCCGGAUCACCACAAAUUCGGGAACUGGCGCAAGUAUUUACACAUGCAUUAUCUGCUUAUCUACAAGAUCCAGAGUCAUUCCGCCGUAUUUUGACUGAAAUCAGACCAAAGGGACCUACUUAUUUCAGAUUAUCUAAUCAAAUCGAUAACAGAAUAUACAAAAAUGAAGAUAUUUCAACAGAAGAAGCGACAUACUUUUCCUCACGUCAGCAAAUAACUCCAGCUCCACGAACGGUUACAGAUGAUUUAGAAGUUCUUGACUUUUCCGAUAUAACGUUGCCAACCACUGUGAAAAGGGAAACCACAAGUGGGAAUUUAGAGGUAACAACAGAAAUUCCAUCUACAACAACGUUUGCGCAGUUCAUGGUGAAUUUGGAACCUAGCAACACCCAUAACAAAUCUCCAGCUUCCAAUUUAAUAAUUGAUAACAUAAGAAAAACUGGCGCUACUUAUAUUGAACGUCAAUCGAAAUCACUGAAAAAUAUAAACACAGAGAGCAAAAAUGAGUUGGCUGAUGAAGUAAACGAAGAAUUAGGAACUCUUAAGCCACCAGCUUUUAAAGUAGUUGAAAGUGUCGAAGACCUCGGGGAUAAACAUGAUAAUAAUAGUUACUUUCCAAUCAAUAGAGGACACCAACUAAACUCAACUCCCGUUCCUUACGGUAAGAAUAUUAAGCCAGCGAAUAGUACUGAUACAUACCCGACCGCACUUUUUGAUACCCAAGCAGUACCGCUUCGUUGGGGAGAAGAACUAACUCCAAUUACUACUUCUACGGAUUCCUCUCCAACAGUAUACUUCGAACUUCUGCCACCUCAGAGCCAAAAGUUAGCUAACCAGCCAAGUGUCGUAUUCUUGCCACCAGAUCGGGAAGAUAUCUUAGACGAUGACGAACAGUUACAACGAGCUCAGAGUCAGUCUAUUAUCACAAAACGAAAUCAAGUCGAAGCAGGAAAACAGGCUAAAACUAUUUACAAUUUUCUUAGUUUGGACAAUGCGUUGCACCAAAACAAACGAAUUACUUCGACAAUCCCGCAAAUUUCGAAUUCAACACCGGUUCCAAGUGUGACAAAAGGGCAUUACAUUACAAAACAGUUUUCAAAUGAGAAAAUCAACGAAACUACUACUCCAUUCCCUGACAUCAUUACUGCGUCUAUUCCAGAUACAGGGAAAAUAGCCCCCAAUUCGAAAACAACGCUAUCUUAUACAGUUUUUCUUGAUCCACUCACCAUCAAUGAUGGUCUUAUGGAUACUGAAGAAGAUGCCAAAACGACUGUUUUGAAUGCACUCACGUAUCUCCCACGAAAUCAGGAAAAAUCGACUAGUACUUUGAUUACUUCAACUACACCAACUAGUGCGGAGUUGCCUUUAAUAACCAGUUCUACGCUGUCUACCAAACGUCGUGGGAAAAGCGGCAUACAUAGUAGAUUGAGUGAAGAAGAAUCUAAUGAAAAUGAGCUUAUGGAUACGAUGCAAAGAAAGGCAAACCAAAUGUUUGGGGGUUUAAAUGACUUAGAAGCAAACCACCUAAUGAAUGUAAUGAAAACAGCAGACACAAACAAAUCGGUUAGAAGGCUCAUACUAUUACUUAUUCAAACAUGCGAUGACGAUUAUAACAAAACUGUGGAGGAUUCAAGAAAAGCUUUACUCAAUGCACUAAUAAAAAUGGAUAGCCAAGAAAAUGAUAGCAGUGAGAUUCGAAUUGUGACCACUAGAACUAACAAAAAAGAACGAAACCUAAAAAAAGUAACUUCAACUGCUUCAACGCCAAUUACAGCAAAUCACGAUGUACAGUUGGAAAAACUUACAGGACUAACUGCAACUUCGGAUUUGAAAAACAGGGAAAGUUUUGAAACAACUACUUCGGCAGCUGAAGAUGUAAAAUCAACUAUUUUGGAUCUAUCAUAUGAGGCAUCAACCAAACUAUUAGAUGUUAGAUACAACAGCGAUGAGUCUGAUAUAAGUACACCGAUAAUAAGUUUGUUUCCAGAACAAUAUACAACAACAAGCAUUCCAACCACAACAACCGAUUAUGAUACAACAACUGCAGCUUUGACUACAACCGACCUAUCAA